AUGGAUCUUCCAACACAGAUCAGAGUUUUAAUCGUGUCUCUGACUGCUCCAUUUAUUCUCUACACAAUUAACCGUGUCUCCUGGUUACAAGAUCCACAGAUCUUAUUGGCGAUUGGAAUUACGGUUCUUACAACAGUAUUGCUCCUGGCAAAGCUCAAUGUCAAGAGAAUACCCACUGCUGACCCUCUCUUCUACGUGUUUGUUGUGUUUUCCUUCACCUCUGUGGUUGGUAUCACAAACGCUUUGCAGCAGGAUGGAUAUAUCAAAGGAUUUAUGGACUUUUACGUGAGCAAGGCUGAACCGUACCUGAGUUCUGCACACUGCAUCAUGAUGGGAUACUGGGAUGGAGUUGUUCAUUAUGGUCUGCUUCUCAUCAUGCUCCAUCUGAUGAGCACGGGAAAGUCUUUUCGCAGUCUGGCUCUCGUGUGGGCGGGAUCCACAGUAGCCAAUCAGAUCGUCUUAAUCGUGGGCAUUGUAGUUGGUAAAUAUGGAAAGAACCUCCAGUCUGCUCUCUGGAGAAAUGCUCCUUUCUUAGUUUUAUCCAUAUGGACGGCAGCCAAGCUUCUCAAUAGGCCAAGAGAGCUGUCCAUCAUUCCGGCUGACAAGGUGGAGGCUCAACAGAAGAAAGGGCUUCUGUCUCGACCUGUAGAUCUUCUGCUUACACUGGCUCUCCUGGGAUCUGUGAUCUUCACUGUCUUCAGAGGAUUAGUUGUUCUAGAAUGUUCACUGGACUGGUGUUUCUCUUACAUCUAUCAGUAUGAGCCGUACAUGAAAGACAAUGUGGGAUUUCCUAAAGUAACGAUGUUGGUGUUUCUGUUCUAUGCUCUUCCGCUCCUGACAGCGUGUGUGUAUGGUCUGCUGACCCCUGGAUGUAUCUGGAUGUUGGACUGGACGCUGGUUCUUGCAGGAGCUAUGGCUCAGAUGCAAUGGACUCACAUCGGAGCGUCCGUUCACUCACGCACACCUUUUACCUACCGCGUCCCCAAAGAUGAGUGGCGUCUGGUCAUGACCCUGAACCUGCUGUAUGCCGCGGUGCACGUUCUCCUUGCCGUCCGCUGCUACGCGGACCAGGCAUUCUUCAUAAAGAACGUCCUGCCGGAACAAACCAGCAAUGGCAAGAAGAUGAAGUAG
Messenger RNA from Triplophysa rosa, 1131 nucleotides. It is a transcript of the gene tm6sf2a, whose product is annotated as transmembrane 6 superfamily member 2a. The record is from RefSeq and is a predicted model, not a curated record. Lineage: Eukaryota; Metazoa; Chordata; Actinopteri; Cypriniformes; Nemacheilidae. The transcript has 10 exons. Bases 1 to 1131 code for a protein of 376 amino acids. Gene Ontology annotation, cellular component: endoplasmic reticulum membrane; endoplasmic reticulum-Golgi intermediate compartment membrane. Gene Ontology annotation, biological process: regulation of lipid metabolic process; lipid homeostasis.